AUGUCGAUGCCAACGGUCGAGGACAUCCUCACAUGGCCUCCGCCAAACUACGACAAUCCUCAGGAUCCGCUGAAUCCGUUCAUCUAUGGCGUUGAGGGCGCGCUCCUCGCUGUUAUGACCAUGUUUAUCGCGGGCCGGUUCAUCUCGCGCACGAUGCUCGUGAAGAAUGCACUCGGGGUUGAUGACUGGGUGAUGUUGCUAGCAUACAUAAUUUGCGCUGCAAUGACAUCAUGUCACUUAUAUGCGCCGCAAAUUGGGAUUGGACGUCAUCUCUACGAUGUUCCACUGACAAACCUACCUGCGAUUGGCAAGUUGACCUUGGUAACCAUGGCUUUAUUCGGUCCCGCCUGCGCACUCACCAAGAUAUCUAUUUGUCUGACGUAUCUGAGACUUUUCCCGUCCCAGACGAACAAAUACAUCAACUGGGGGUGCAUCGGUAUCAUGAUUGGCUGGGGAAUAUCAACAUGUCUUGUAAUGGUCUUCCAGUGCAUCCCGAUGAAUUCUACGUGGGACGUCUUUACCCCUAUGAGCGAGAAGAACUGCGUGGAUACAAAAAUAUUCUUCAUGAUCACUGCCGGCAUUAACUCCGUCACGGACUGCUUGAUUUACUUGUACCCCGCAAACUACCUUUGGAGGGUCCAGAUGAGCCGGCGGCAGCGGAUCAGUCUGAUUUCCUGCUUUUCUCUUGGCGUAGUUGUCACCAUCGCCGGAGGAUGCCGCAUCUGGGUGAUGGGCCGCUUCUUCUCCUCCUGGGACCAAACCUACUGGGGCGCCCUCAUCUGCAUCGUCCUCGCCAUCGAGGUGAACCUCGGCGUCGUCUUCAGCUGCCUUCCGGCGCUGCGGCCGCUGAUGGUGCGGAUGUUCCCGCGCGCCUGGGGCACGUCGCUGGUGAAGAGCAACACGAACAAUUACGGCCAGAAGUCCUCAACGCUGGUCAGCUCGCGCGGGUUCCGGAGCAUCGGGAACGAUCCGGAGUCGAUCCAUAUUCAGAAAGACGUGGAGCUGACGGUGUCAACGAAGCCGUAUGAGGGCUAUUCGAGCAAGGAGGAUAAUCGAGAGGGGAGCGAGGAGUGGGUGUUCCGAUCGGAUGUGGUGCGAUGA
Eremomyces bilateralis CBS 781.70 is the source of this 1101-nucleotide messenger RNA. RefSeq lists its product as uncharacterized. The coding region runs from base 1 to 1101 and encodes 366 amino acids. The transcript has 6 exons. Lineage: Eukaryota; Fungi; Ascomycota; Dothideomycetes; Eremomycetales; Eremomycetaceae. The record is from RefSeq and is a predicted model, not a curated record.